CGAGCCUCUCUUCUUUGUACUUGACGUGAUCGUCCUUGUUUCACAGGCUUCCGGUUGAGGAAGAGCUUACUGCUGUUCUUAGAAGCAGGCGUUUUGGCAAAUAAUCGACUUUGGCUUUGGAUGCUUACAGAAUUUAUCUGCGAAGAGGAUUUAUACAGAGAUGUCGGAAGACUUGGUGAAGCAGUUAAGCAGCUACAAAGCCCAGCUACAGCAAGUAGAAGUUGCGUUAUCCACCGACCCAGAAAAUGAAGACCUUCUUAAACUCCAGAAAGACCUACAGGAAGUCAUUGAUUUGACAAAAGACCUCCUGACCUCACAGCCUGCUGAGAGUACUUCCACUACCAAUGGCUUAGACACAGUCCCCCUGAAGCUCAGCUGGAAAGUUGGGGACAGGUGUAUGGCUGUGUGGAGUCAGGAUGGACAGUUGUAUGAGGCUGAGAUUGAGGAGAUAGACCGAGAGAAUGGCACUGCCGCCAUUACCUUCUCUGGAUAUGGGAAUGCUGAAGUGAUUCCUCUGCAGAACCUCAAAGCAGUAGAGGAGGGCAAACGUUCCGAUGAGGAUAGGAGUGGAAAGCCAAAAUCAAGGAAAGAGCAGAUAGCAGAACAGAGGGAGUAUAAGAAGAAGAAAGCCCAGAAGAAGGUCCAGAGGAUGAAGGAAUUGGAGCAAGAGAGGGAGGAGCAAAAGUCAAAGUGGCAACAGUUCAACAACAAAGCCUAUUCAAAGAACAAAAAAGGACAGGUAAAGAGGAGCAUAUUUGCAUCACCAGAAAGUGUAAAUGGAAAGGUUGGAGUGGGGACGUGUGGUAUCGCAGAUAAACCUAUGACCCAGUAUCAUGACACGUCAAAAUACAAUGUCAGGCAUCUAAUGCCACAAUAACCUGGUAUAUUGUGUAUAUAAUAAUCCACUGUAUACUAUUUGUAUCGGUGCUUUCCAUUGUGUUUAUACGAUUUAAGUUUCUCAAGUAAAGAAGGCUUUGAAAAGAAUUGCUUGCACACCAUCAUUAAAUAUUGAUGUAGUGUACUUAUAUAAUAUCAUGUAGGCACAACAAAGAUACCCCAGUGGUGUAGAUUUUCCUUGCACUGGAACAAGGACACCUGCUAUGUAAGAACAGGAAGUAGUGGUGUAGAGAAGUUUUCACUGAGGCCAAAUACCUGCUAAGAUGUGUACAAAUAUAACACCUGUAGACUUGGCAUGUAAAUUUGAAUCUGGAUUCUAAACACUGGUUGAUUGUGGGACAGUUUGAACCUUCAUGUUGAUGUUGAUUUGAGAUGGCUGAAUUUACAUUUUAAUAUCUGUAUAUAUAACAGUAAAAUAAACAUUGUUUGGUUUUCUGUUUUUAAAUAUGUGCUUCCACCUCACUUUUGACUGUUUUUACAUUAUAUUUUCAUUUUGGCUGUGUGGCAGUAGGUGGCAGUAAAAGACUUGUAUUCAUUUCAUGAGCAGCAUGCUGCAUCUGUUAAUACAACCUGCUUUCCCAUUAAAGUUAAUGGAGUUUUUGUUUGA
This is a messenger RNA of Scatophagus argus, 1504 nucleotides long. RefSeq names its product survival motor neuron domain containing 1 (gene smndc1). Lineage: Eukaryota; Metazoa; Chordata; Actinopteri; Scatophagidae. Gene Ontology annotation, molecular function: RNA binding. The record is from RefSeq and is a predicted model, not a curated record. The transcript has 6 exons. Gene Ontology annotation, cellular component: nucleus; precatalytic spliceosome; cytoplasm. Gene Ontology annotation, biological process: regulation of alternative mRNA splicing, via spliceosome; mRNA processing. Bases 161 to 877 code for a protein of 238 amino acids.